Messenger RNA from Exophiala spinifera, 390 nucleotides. RefSeq lists its product as uncharacterized. Lineage: Eukaryota; Fungi; Ascomycota; Eurotiomycetes; Chaetothyriales; Herpotrichiellaceae. The transcript has a single exon. The record is from RefSeq and is a predicted model, not a curated record. The coding region runs from base 1 to 390 and encodes 129 amino acids.
AUGGCACACAAGCACAACCGCAGACGAAUCCGCCCUCGGAACCGCAACAACAUCUUGCAACUGACUUGGGAUAUAACUGAAUACACUCCUUCCUCACUGCAGUCGUCCGCUACCUAUCCCUCGACCUUUCCAAGGCCUACGCCAACACAGCCAACACAACCUGCACUGCCGCUGACUCUACGAAACUCUGGCGCCAGUCUUACAUCAAAGAACUGGCACAACCGAUACGUGGCCUGGCAGAACCGCGACAUGGCACAAAAGCGAGAAGCCAUCAAACUGGAAGACGAACAGAUCAAACUCUUUGGAGGCGAGCCCGGAGACGAUGUGGCGCUCUGUUACAAGAUGUUGGAAGUGUUUGCGGGCAUGAAAUGGAUCGAUACCCUGGAUUAA